AGAUCCGUUGUUCCCUUUUCCAAGAAAAAGUGCAAUUAUGCCACUAAAAAGAAACAUUGGGAAGGCUGCCCAGACUUUACAGAUUGGGCUUGGUGAAGGUAGUCUAGCACACUUAGAAGGAGAGAAUGAGCCACUCAUUCCACCACCAUUGUCACAAAUACUUGGGGAACACUCUUUUGUCAAUCCAACCUUCAACAAGGACAGUGAAUCUGGAGAUGAUGUUGAUCAAUCUGGUGACGAUGUUGCUCAAUCUAGUGACUUCCUUAUGAAAACUGUGUCAAAGCAGAUUAGCAUCAUGAGGCGCACACAGUUGGAAUCUAAGGAAAGAGCUCAACAAAGAAGCCAAGAGAUGGAAGAUCUUUUCCAUAUCCAGUUUUACUGCAGUGAGCCAGAAGUGUCCAUGGCAGAUUUAUCUCGUCUGAUGCAGCGACUUGGAGAAAUAUCUGAGGCCUUUCUUGCUAGAUUUCGAAAGGCCAGACUUAAGUGCAGAGUUGCCCUGCUAGAACAAAAAUUUGUCAAGUUGGCACAAAAUGGUCUGGACAUUGAGUUAAGGAAAAAGUUUGAAGGAAUGAAGUUUCGUGAUUUCUUUGAGUUGUCUUACAAGGUGGCUCGUUAUGAAAAUAAAAUUAACAAGGGCAUUCUGGGUUUUCCAAAUAAGGCCAUAGAAACUAUGGGAGUUGAUGCAGAUCCAUUCCCUAACAUGUCCAUUGGGGGUCAGGAUCUAAAGACCUUGAGGAGGCGCUUACAACAUAAAAGGGCAGUAGAUAGACACCGACAGCAGAUUGCAGACUUGGGGGGCAUGGCAGAUCAAACUCAACAGCUCCCAGCAAGAAGGAAAUCAAUGUGGGUCCGUAAAGAAAAAGGGAGCACAUCUUGUCAUAAUUCUCUAGAAAAUGAGGAACCACCCAGAAAUCCAACAUCGCCUCGAGUUCUAGUUGUGGAAUCAAAUGAAGAAACCGGUUUAAAGGCAAAGUUUGACAUGUCAGAUAAAGUGGAAAAUUCAUCAGAUGUAAUUCAUUUUGAUCAAGUUGAGGAAGAAGGAGUCAUUGAGAUCCCAGCUAAGGAAGAUGGAGAUCUGGAUUCAGCAGAUAAAAUCAUUUUUGAAAAACCAAAAGAGAGGAUGGCCAGACAUAUCAGGCCAUUGUACAUUCAUGCACAUCUAGAUGGUAUGCCAAUAAGUCAAGUUCUAGUUGAUAAUGGAGCAGCUGUGAAUGUUUUGCCAACUUACAAAUCUGAGGUAGUCUAUGAAGAAGAAGAGGAUGACUCAAAGGAUCAGAUAACUCUAGAGGAAUUAGAUCUAGCACCAGCAAAACUCGAUGAUCUGAAGGCAGAAGUACAAGAUCCCCUAGAAGAGCUAGCUUUUGAAAGAAUGAGGAAGCAUGGUCUAAAGCUGAAUCCUUUAAAAUGUGCAUUUGGCAUUUUUGUUGGGAAUUUUUUGGGAUAUCUAGUGCAUGAGCGAGAUCUGGAAGUAGAUCUAAACAAGGCAAGAGCUGUUAUUGAGGCACAACCACCAAGAAAUGUGAUAAAGUACAUGUUAUCUCGACCACUGUUGAGAGGUAGAAUUGGAAAAUGGGUUCUGGCUUUGUCAGAAUUCAACCUGAAAUAUAUGCCUCAAAAAGCUGUCAAGAGGCAAGCCUUGGCAGAUUUCCUAGCAGAUCAUCUGUACUUGGAAGUAGAAGCAGAUGAAGAAAAAUAUUUUAAUUGCACCAACAACCAAGCUGAAUAUGAGGCGUUGAUUAUUGGGCUAGAAGUAUUGGUAGAACUCAAGCUCUUGGAGGAAUUUGCUAAUGUAAUCUUGAGACAUGUUACACGAGAUCUGAAUACAGAAGCAAAUGAGAUGGCUCAAAUCACCUCAGGCUUAAAAAUCCCAGAAGGCGUGAUGAGCAUAAUUGUUGUUGUGGGAAAACGAAUUCUGCCAUCUAUUCACAUGCGUGGUAUGGCAAUUUCUGCUUGUUCCAUAGACGCCUUGAACUAUGUUCUGUUGGAAGGUGUUCUUUAUAGAAGAGGGCAUGAUGAAUUACUUCUGCGCUGUCUUGGUCCAGAUGAGUACUGCCAGAUUAUAUCAGAUGUGCACAACGGGAUCUGUGGUGCACAUCAGGUUGGAAUUAAGAUGCGUUGGUUGAUCCGUAGACAUGGAUUCUUUUGGCCAUCAAUUUUGAAAGAUUGCCUCAGUUAUGCCAAAGGUUGCAAAGCCUGCCAGAUUCAUGGAUCACUGCAGAAAGUUCCAGCAUCAGAACUCCAUCCAAUUAUCAAACCAUGGCCAUUUCGAGAAUGGGCCAUAGAUCUGAUUGGUAAAGUUUACCCUCCUUCAACUAGAGGGCAUUCUUUUAUUAUUGUUGCUACAGAUUACUUUUACCAAAUGGGUGGAAACAAAGCCAAUAAAGAAGGUUGACCAGAUUGAUAUCAUUAAAUUUCUUAAGGAAGAUAUCAUUCACAGAUUCGGUCUGCCAAAAAUAGUAACAUUAGAUCAGGGGACAAUUUUCGUUGGUGCACAAGUCGAGGCGUUUGCAAAAGAAAUGGGUUUUUGAUUACUCGCUUCAACCCCUCAUUAUGCUCAAGCUAAUGGUCAAGCUGAAGCUUCCAAUAGAAUUGUGAUAAAUCU
Rubroshorea leprosula is the source of this 2602-nucleotide messenger RNA. The record is from the annotation of a GenBank genome assembly. NCBI's taxonomy places the organism in Eukaryota, Viridiplantae, Streptophyta, Magnoliopsida, Malvales, Dipterocarpaceae.